Molecule: messenger RNA, 3381 nt
Organism: Saccoglossus kowalevskii
Lineage: Eukaryota; Metazoa; Hemichordata; Enteropneusta; Harrimaniidae
Product: zinc finger FYVE domain-containing protein 26-like
Biological process (GO): regulation of cytokinesis; mitotic cytokinesis; double-strand break repair via homologous recombination
Cellular component (GO): lysosomal membrane; midbody; centrosome
Molecular function (GO): metal ion binding; protein binding; phosphatidylinositol-3-phosphate binding
Source: RefSeq, a predicted model, not a curated record
GAUUCUGCUCUUGAACUAAUAAAGGAGAGUUUGUUUGAUGAAUUAUCAUCAUUACUAUCACCCACCGAGUAUGAACCAUUGAAGCCACUCAUUUUAUUGCUAGGUUGGAGUUAUUGUUAUAGCUGUAUCACGGCAUCUAAACUACUUGAAGCAUUGUGGACUCACAAGGAUGUCAAAACGCAACCUGUAUUGGAACAAGCAUGUAACAGACUUGCAUAUCAAGUACAUCUUGUACAGUGGUGUAUACAAAGGGCACAGCCAUUUCUUGAUAGAAGUGAGACUGACAUAUCCAGUACAGAAGAGCUGCAAAGAGCCAGUGAAAUGUUUCAUGGUUUGGAGUCCCACUCAGUACUAUAUGUGUUACAUCAGUCAAUGCAUCUAGCAAGUAUUGAGGAAAAGAUAAUAUUAGAUAUAUUAAGUGAAAGACCAGUCUUACCUACUGUACAAGGAUCAUCUACUAGAGGUUUGUGGACUGACAAGAAAUCAGUAAGAUUUGCUGCCCAGGAUGAUGACCAUCAACUAAGUAUAGAACAAGAAAGAGACACUAUGGUGUACAGGAGUUACUGUGCCCUCAAAUCAUUCAUGGAUAUCAUUCAAUACUGUAAACAAAACACGGACAAAUUUGACCUGUUACAAGCUCAGACAUGUGAAACUGAUACCACAAAUGAUUGCCAGUGUUACAUUACGAAAAAGUUAGAAAUUGCCAAAAAUCACCUUACAGAAAUAUAUCCACUUGUUUAUAGGAUAGAAACCUUAGAGAAUAUUUUUUCAUUACUUUUUUCUCGGCACAGUGAUGUAUUUAAUGAUUCUGUGUUGAAUGACAGUGGUAGUGAGCACGAGGAAGGACUUGUAGAUGAGGAGAUGAGAAGAUCUACUAGUAUUGAUAGUCCUACGACUCCUGUUUUAGAGCGUUCCAUUGAAAUAAGCUUUGAAUUAGCAACACCUGAUAAUGCUAGAAAUACAACAUGGAAACAAGAUACUUCACAUACUGAUAAGUCUGCACACUGUCAUAUAACUGUUGAAGAUCAAAACCGAAUUGACUUGAAGUCACCAGAGGUCUUUGCUGAUUUGAGAGGUGACAAAUUACCAUUACACUCAUACAUGUCGGAGUCAACCAAAUCAUCCAAAUCCCCAAAUACCAGUAGUACUAGUCUAAUUACAGAAAACAGGGCAGGGUUUUUAAUUUCAGGAAAUGUGGUUGGAGAUAUCCUCAAAGUGCUCAAGGAAUGUAUGAUUGAUUUAAGUACAGCUAAAUACAUUCUGGGACAGUCUUCCACAGAGAGGGAAACUAAAUCUUCUGCAACGAGCAAGUGCUUGUCUCAGUAUAUCCGGUGCUCAGUGCCCACAAACACAUUGCAGCAACGAAGCUCUAGACUCAAUCAGUAUAUCAAUGAAGCACAGUGGAGAUAUCAGUUGGUCACACAGAGUCAGAAAGUAUUACCAACAUUGAAUGAUAAUUAUGAUAGCUACUCUGGAGAUGAUGAUGAUGAUGAUGAUAUUACUUACUACGCACAGGGAGAUGAACAAAUUUCAAGGAGAAAGAGAAAAUUAUGUUCAGAUAGGAGAAUGAGAUCAUCGUCAGUAAUGGAAAACUAUUCCGGAGUCGAGAGUGGUUCAUACACAACUGGAUCACAAAAAAGUCUGGAACCCUCACAAUCUGGUAAUCAUGCACUAACUCCAUUCAUAACUCAUGUUGAUUUUCAUAUGUUCAUCUUCUUUCUCAUCAAUAUUGGUCUUCUGUCCUUUGGGCGUAUUCGUGAUCGUCUAAUUGAAAAUGAACGGUUACAAUUGGCAAUGGAAAUGAGUACUAAGUGUGGAUUAGACAUUGUAGCCGUGUGGUUAGCUUGGGGUAUGGCACAUCUGAAAGCUGGAGAGUAUCAUCAGGCUAGAGACAAGUUUAGCAGAUGUUUGAAAGUGCCAGCAGACAAAAACCUUAUCGUCCCUUCUUCUCCAUUACUGGUUGAUAUUAUACAUAUAUUGGAGCAGUCACCUAAAUCAAACAUCAGUGCUAUGCAAUCUCUCCUUGCACCAUUAGCUUCAGCAAGAGAAUUAAUCAGUGAUCCUACUAAAGGAAUGACCGUCUAUGCCAGACUGGAAGGAGUUCGAUUGGAAGAAUGUCUUUAUUAUCUUAAAACCUAUGGUACACAUAUCAGAUUGGUAGAAUUCUAUAAAAAACAUGGAUAUUUAACAAAAUCUGUAAACUACAUAAUAGAAAUGCAUUGUUCAACAGAGGUGUUCAUAGAAGGUCUUUUACUGCCAUGUAUGGAGAAUGGUUCUUUAGCUGAAUUACAACACGAAAUGAAGAUGUAUGAUCCAACAUUAGAGAGAUGGAAAAGUUAUCUUAAUGCAUCAUGUAGAUAUCUAAAUAAAAGAAAUUAUAUACAUGUGUUGUACCAAUUCCAGCUAUUUAUGCAGGAUUACAUUCGUGCUGCUAUGACUUGUAUACAGUUUUUCCAGACUGGUGCUACUAAUUAUUCAAGUUUAUUUGAUCGUUUAAACCACUUGAAUAAUGCAAAAACUCAUUUGAAAGAUGUAUUAGAUAACAGUAAAUGGGUGAUGAUAAAGAAACCUGUGAAAAAGAGUGAUUCCACUCCAGAAUGGGCAUCUUCUAGUGGUGAAACAGCAAUUAGAUUGGUCCUAUCACCAUCUGAACUGACAAAACAUAUAAAUACCUUGAGUCUUCAAAUUGAAGUAACCAAGUACCUUCAUCAGUGUAUGUCCAGUAAAGGAGGAGCAAGUUGUCCAGUCACAUCGCCAACAAAACAAUUACCAACAUUGUUUGGUAAUAAUAAAACUAAAGCUGAAUUAGUCAGUUUGAUAUUACUAUCAGCGAGUAGUAUAUCUGAAGGGUUCAAAAUUGCUUUCCGAAUAAUACAGGAUUUUCGACUUCCUGCAACGUUAGUGUAUACACACACAGCCAAGCAUCUUGCAAAGCAACAUAGUUACAAAGAAAUAAAACAACUUGUACAAUGUAUUCGAGAAUCCGGUCUUUCUGAUGAUCAGACAUGUGAUGAUAUUAUUUCCGCUUGUAUUCGUGUUAUUUCUGAUGAUACUAGCCAAAGCAAGGAAGCUGAGAAUUUUAUCAAGCUAUUGAAAAGUGACUCCAGUAAGAUCAACAAUUUUAUUUUGUGUGGUAAACUGAAAUCAGCGUAUCUGAUAGCAGUGAAGGCUGAACGAGUCGAAGAUGUCCAGAGGAUAUCUAGUGCUGCCCAGAAAGCGGGUCAAUCUGCUGUCAAGAAUAUAUGUGAUCGAUGGUUGCAGUCACAGGAUUUGAGGAGAAAACAAGAGAUGGAACAACAGGAACUACUUUUGAGAGCAACGCGUCAGAAACAAAAAUAAUCAACUGAUGUCUUAUCCAUUUGGAAUAAUGGAGAAAAUGGC